GAAAUAAAACUAGCCAUGUUUGCACACCACAAAAAUAGAAAGAUACCCAUGUUGUAAAACACGCCCUUUGCUUUGCUUUGAUUUGCUUCUUCAGAUUUCGUGCUUGCUAGCUUUUCCCUCAGGUAAAUUAAGUUGUAGAAAAGUUCAUCGAUGGGGAGAGGAAGGGUUCAGUUGAAGCAGAUCGAGAACAAAACUAGUCGGCAAGUGACGUUUUCAAAGAGGAGAAUGGGGCUGCGAAAGAAAGCCCAUGAAAUCUCUGUGCUCUGUGAUGCUCAAGUAGCAUUGCUUGUCUUCAACACCAAAGGAAGACUUUAUGAGUUUUCAUCUGAAUCCAGCAUCGAAAACGUGUUGGAACGAUAUGAGAGACAUACCCAAGCAGUGCAACUUGUUGGAGCUGAUAAAGAACAACCGAGAAACUGGUCCUCGGAAUGCUUCAAGCUCACCGGUAGAGUUGAAGUCUUAGAGAAGAGCAUAAGGAACAUCGCGGGACAUGAUCUGGAUCCCUUGAACUUGAGAGAGCUUCAGGGUUUGGAGCAUCAGCUUGACACAGCUCUAAGGCGCAUCCGAACUAGAAAGAACACAGUUAUGAAUGAAUCCAUCUCAGAGCUGCAGAAAAAGUUCAUCUCAAGAAAAUGGAUCCUCUUCAGACUUCAGAGGAAUCAUCUGCAUGCAUUCUGCAAUCUCUCUCAAGCAAAGGCGUUGCAGGAGCAAAACAAUGUGCUAGCAAAGAAGAUUAAGGAUCAACAGAAGACAAUGGCUGAACCUCUGCACCCUCCUCUACAGAAACACUUGGCCAAAAUUCUUCAGGUCUCAACAUGGGCACUCCAGAGCAACACUCGCCACAAAGACUAGAUCCUUCUUUAACACUUGGAUUAUAAGUGUCAAAAAGGUGCAGUGGGACUUUACAAGCAACAUCGCUGCAGGAGAAUGGUUGAAGUUAAAAUUGCUCCUAGUAGCACUACUGUCAUGACAUCCCAACAUGGAUGCUUCAUUAUUAUUUUACGAGAUGCACCAGCAUUACACUAUUUUUGAGACGUGAUGAAUGUUGAACUCUAUUUUGUUGCUACUUCUAGACAACUGCUGGUUAUUGUAUAGGAUUGUGGCCUUCAAAUUUGAUGGUAUGGCCAAAGGUUAAAUAAUGCAAAUGAUGUAAAAAUCAACUGUUAAGUGCACCAACAAAAUGGUACAGUGUAAAGAAAUAGAAAAACUAAUGCAUCAUUACAUCCUUGUUGAGGUGGAACCUAAAAUCUUAAAUUUCCCAGUAGGAGAAUUAUGUGUACUUGGAGGACAGGCCUGGGCGCUAAUGUAAGAUUGCUGCCAUGUGACUUUACAUGUUUGUGCAGUGAAAUCAGCUUCUUGUGAAAAUGCAAGGUAAGACUGUCUACAUCAGAUCCAUAAAAUGGGUUCUGCCCCUCUGCAGACCUCAUGCAUAGCGGAAGUUUUAUCGCCUCUUUUUAAGGUUAUGUGUACUUAGAUUAAAAAUUGUCAUUUUGAUAAAUUCAGGAAAGAACACACCUUUAACCACUUUCCCCUUUCUGCACCACCCUCUUCAAAUCUUAGGCUCAAAUAUGCCAAGUGAGAAUGGGUAGGAGAAAGCUCAACAAAGAAACAUAACCCCAAUAAAAUGGCCAAAUAUCUUAAUUGAAAGAACGCCUUAAGGAGAGGAGACUUUAAAAGUCACAACUUGAAUAGCUGUGCUGAGAAAGGCAUCCCCCAGGUUGAAAUAGAAGUGAAAAAUUGGCUAUUGACAAAGAUAAAAAAGUAUUAGUCCUAGCAUGUUAAGCAACAGCUCUGGUGAGGAGCUUGUAGAGAAAUUGUAAAGUUUCCCUUUUUUUAUGGUAAAUGUGUU
Messenger RNA from Lotus japonicus, 1849 nucleotides. RefSeq names its product agamous-like MADS-box protein FUL-L. The coding region runs from base 151 to 852 and encodes 233 amino acids. NCBI's taxonomy places the organism in Eukaryota, Viridiplantae, Streptophyta, Magnoliopsida, Fabales, Fabaceae. Gene Ontology annotation, biological process: positive regulation of transcription by RNA polymerase II. Gene Ontology annotation, molecular function: protein dimerization activity; RNA polymerase II cis-regulatory region sequence-specific DNA binding; DNA-binding transcription factor activity, RNA polymerase II-specific. The record is from RefSeq and is a predicted model, not a curated record. The transcript is spliced from 10 exons. Gene Ontology annotation, cellular component: nucleus.